AGGGAGUCCGCGUUGUGUCUUUUCCCGCAGAUGGUGUCAGCUUGACUCGAUUCGCGUGAUGAGCGAAUAAGGACGAGGAUGGUGCUGAGUAGCUCCUUCGCUCGACACACCCGCUUCCUGGCCCGAACUGUCCUCGUGAGGAACGGGGAGGUCGAUGAGGCAUGCCGCGUCCUCAAUCGGAUAUUAGGAUCAGAAGGACUCUUUGACCAAUAUCGGCGGACACGACGAUACGAGAAACCAUCACAGUUCCGCCGCCGCAUCAACUACGAGCGGGCCAAGGCAAUUUACGACGAGGACAUGACCAGGAAGAUCCAAUUCCUCAUGAGGAAGAAUAGGGAAGAUCCGUAUCCUGGUUGUGGGUGAUCUUUUCGUUUCAAAGUGACGGGUGGAACUGUAGUCGGUGUCUCUCGUUUCGUCUUCAUGGUAAAUGAAGUGGCGUCUCUUUGAAACCAUGCAAGUUUGUUUGGUUGAAUAAAGAAGAUCGACGCCCAAUCGAUUCAUAGUGUACCGAGUCGUGCAU
Messenger RNA from Darwinula stevensoni, 520 nucleotides. NCBI's taxonomy places the organism in Eukaryota, Metazoa, Arthropoda, Ostracoda, Podocopida, Darwinulidae. The record is from the annotation of a GenBank genome assembly.